Molecule: messenger RNA, 8961 nt
Organism: Nelumbo nucifera (sacred lotus)
Lineage: Eukaryota; Viridiplantae; Streptophyta; Magnoliopsida; Proteales; Nelumbonaceae
Gene: GRV2
Product: DNAJ heat shock N-terminal domain-containing protein
Biological process (GO): receptor-mediated endocytosis; endosome organization; regulation of early endosome to late endosome transport
Cellular component (GO): endosome membrane
Source: RefSeq, a predicted model, not a curated record
GUGAUCUGACGGGUUCAUCGACCAACAGGCGUAUAUUAGUGAAAUCUUCUAUAUUCCUAAUGGCCGAGCCCGAAAGUCUGUUGACAGAGUGGUCUUAACGAAGGUGACCGGCCCUCUCUUAGCUGGCCACGGUUUCUCUUCCUUCUCUCUCACCUCAAUUCUUUCACAUUCUAGGCUUCAUUUUGUACUGCUUUUAUGCCUGUUUCCUUUUAGUGUGGAAUCCAUCCGGAAUUUCAUCGAAUUCGAGUCUGUCGGCAGUGAUUGAAAGCUAUCGGUUGGAAGAAGAUUUAGAAGAAAAAAGGAAUUGGAGAAACAUUAAAUGAUGAUCCUAUGUGUUUGAUUUGGCUUAGGUUAGGAGGAGAAAUUCAUAGCAAUUUGUUGCUUAUUUGUAAUGAAAUCUUGUAAAAAACCCUAAAGAUUUCGCCUUUGUUAUAAUAUAGGGGUCAAGUUUUGGAGGAAAUUCAUCAUUCUUGUGCUUGUCGAUUUAAACUUUGUGGAUCCGUUUGUUUUUUCAUAUUGAAUUUUGGGAGAAUUUGCAGAGAAAUUUGUCCUGGUAAGUAAAAUUUAGAGGCAUCUCGUUCUCUACUUUCAGCGCUCCGAAGAAUUCAAGGUACUUUCUGAAGUUUCUAGGGUUUAUCGGCUCAUCGAUGAAAGAUUUGAGUUGUUUAGAGAGGUUUCAAUAUCCGGAGUAUCAGUAAGUGAUCAAAGUUGGAGGAAUUCACCUAGUUGGGAAGCACUGGGGGCGAAUCAGUCUCAUCAAAGCCCGGCAGCGGCUCAGACGGGCUUGGGAUUGUGGUUCCUUUUCCGUCCUAAUGCUCGUCGGACUCAUUCCCUUGAAUUCCUUUCGCAGAUGGAUUUUGUAAGCCGGCAUGCUGCAUCUGCUUCUGACCACCAGCCCUCUUCAAGUGACUCUUCUUCGGCUCCCCCUGCAGCCGAAGAACUUGAGUACUUGGCGAGGUAUAUGGUGGUGAAACACUCAUGGCGUGGGCGGUAUAAACGAAUUUUGUGUAUCUCUAAUAUUGCAAUAAUCACCUUGGAUCCAUCAACGCUCUCCGUUACCAAUUCAUAUGAUGUCGCCAGCGACUAUGAAGGUGCAGCUCCAAUCUUAGGACGGGAUGAAAAUGCGCAAGAGUUCACAAUCAGUGUCCGCACUGAUGGUCGUGGAAAAUUCAAGGCUAUUAAGUUCUCUUCAAAGUUUAGAGCAAGUAUAUUGACUGAAUUGUACAGAAUUAGAUGGAGCAAAAUUGGUGCUGUUGCAGAAUUCCCGGUGCUUCAUCUUCGCCGAAAGACUUCAGAGUGGGUUCCUUUUAAACUAAAAGUUACUGCUGUUGGAGUUGAGCUUCUUGAAGUGCAAUCUGGAGACCUUCGAUGGUGCCUGGAUUUCAGAGACAUGGAUUCCCCUGCCAUUUUUAUUCUGUCUGAUGCUUAUGGGAAGAAAAGUGUUGAACACGGAGGUUUUGUUCUUUGCCCUCUCUAUGGAAGAAAAUCCAAAGCAUUUCAAGCUGCAUCAGGAACCACAAACACUGCCAUCAUAUCAAGUUUGACCAAAACUGCAAAAUCCACGGUUGGUUUGUCAUUAUCCAUGGACAGUUCUCAAUCACUCACUGCGGUAGACUAUAUUAAAAAACGAGCCAAAGAAGCAGUUGGGGCUGAAGAAACUCCAUGUGGAGGAUGGUCUGUGACAAGGUUGCGGUCUUCCGCUCAUGGAACUGCACAUGUUUUAGGGUUGAGUUUGGGUAUUGGGCCUAAAGGUGGACUCGGGGAGCAAGGUGAUGCUGUAUCCCGCCAACUCAUUCUUACAAAGGCUUCACUUGUUGAAAGGCGACCAGAGAACUAUGAGGCUGUCAUUGUUCGCCCAUUAUCGGCAGUAAGCUCCCUUGUUCGAUUUGCUGAGGAGCCACAGAUGUUUGCAAUUGAAUUCAAUGAUGGCUGUCCUAUUCAUGUUUAUGCCAGCACUUCUCGUGAUAGUUUACUUGCUGCAGUUCGGGAUGUUUUGCAAACAGAAGGUCAAUGCCCAGUCCCUGUGCUGCCAAGAUUGACCAUGCCUGGUCAUCGCAUUGAUCCUCCUUGUGGAAGAGUCUAUUUGCAGCUUCAACAAAUUCCUAUUGGGCUUCAACGGUCUUUUGCUGAUACGGAAACUGCAUCCAUGCAUCUGAAACAUCUAGCUGCUGCAGCCAAAGAUGCUGUUGCUGAAGGCGGUUCUAUUCCUGGGUCAAGAGCUAAGCUAUGGCGUAGAAUAAGAGAAUUCAAUGCAUGUAUUCCAUAUAGUGGAGUGCCUCCUAACAUAGAAGUACCAGAAGUGACUUUGAUGGCCCUAAUCACAAUGCUUCCAGCAACACCAAAUCUCCCUCCAGAGUCACCUCCUCCGCCAGCACCUUCACCUAAGGCAGCUGCAACAAUUAUAGGUUUCAUUGCAUGUUUACGCCGAUUAUUGUCAUCAAGAAGUGCAGCUUCACAUGUCAUGUCAUUUCCUGCUGCAGUUGGGAGAAUAAUGGGUCUACUGAGAAAUGGUUCAGAGGGUGUUGCAGCUGAAGCUGCAGGACUUGCGGCUGUACUUAUUGGUGGUGGUCCUGGGGAUACAAAUAUGUUGGACUCAAAAGGAGAGACACAUGCUACUUUCAUGCACACCAAGUCUGUACUGUUUGCACACCAAAAUUAUGUCACGAUUCUUGUCAACCGAUUGAAGCCUAUGUCAGUAUCACCUUUACUGUCAAUGUCUGUUGUGGAGGUUCUUGAGGCUAUGCUUUGUGAACCUCAUGGCGAAACUACACAAUAUACAACUUUUGUUGAAUUAUUGCGCCAAGUGGCUGGUUUGCGGCGUCGCUUGUUUGCAUUAUUUGGACAUCCUGCUGAAAGUGUAAGAGAAACUGUAGCUGUGAUUAUGCGUACAAUUGCAGAAGAAGAUGCAAUUGCAGCAGAGUCCAUGCGUGAUGCAGCAUUGCGUGAUGGUGCCCUGUUGAGGCACUUGCUGCAUGCUUUUUUUCUUCCUCCUGGGGAGCGUCGUGAAGUUAGUCGCCAGCUUGUAGCACUUUGGGCAGAUUCAUAUCAACCUGCUCUUGAUUUAUUAUCAAGGGUUCUUCCUCCUGGGCUUGUUGCUUAUUUACACACUCGGAUUGAUGGGGUUUUAUCUGAAGACGCACAAGGCCUUCUCAAUCAAGAAGCACCUUUGACUAGAAGAAGACAGAGGCGUAUACUUCAGCAGAGGAAAGGUCGGAUGGUGCGUAGUGUAACAUCUCAGGAGCAUGCUGUAGCUUAUGCUAAUAAUGUUGAAGUUGCUGACUCUCCCAAGCAGAUGGGUGUUAGUGCUUUUAGAGCACAAGACAACUACCAAACAUCUCAAGAUUUAAAUUCAGGACAGGUUCCACCUUUUCAUUCCUCUGUUGUGGGAGGAAAUUUGCCAAGUGAAUCUUCUGCUAUUGGCAUUCCACAAAAUAACCAUGCUUCCACAGAUGCGUCACUAACUAAUUUUUCUCAGGCACUGGAUUCAAAUGUUUCAGAUUCAGUUGACCCUGAUGGCAAUAUGGUUGGCUCCCUAAACACAUGCCUCCCUGCUCCUGCUCAAGUUGUUGUGGAGAAUACGCCAGUGGGAUCCGGCAGGCUGCUUUGUAAUUGGCCUGAAUUUUGGCGAGCUUUUAGUCUAGAUCACAAUCGUGCUGAUUUGAUAUGGAAUGAGCGUACCAGGCAAGAACUGAGAGAGGCUUUGCAAGCAGAGGUUCAUAAAUUAGAUGUUGAGAAGGAACGUACUGAAGAUAUUGUUCCUGGGGUUGCAGCAACUGAAGCUUUAACAGGCCAAGAAAGUGUGCCUCAGAUAUCAUGGAACUACACUGAAUUUUGUGUUAGCUAUCCUAGUUUAUCCAAAGAAGUUUGUGUGGGUCAGUAUUAUCUGCGUCUUCUGCUUGAGAGUGGAAGUAGUGGGAAGGCACAGGAUUUUCCCCUACGUGAUCCAGUUGCUUUCUUUAGAGCACUCUAUCAUCGCUUUUUAUGUGAUGCAGAUACAGGACUUACAGUUGAUGGUGCUAUUCCUGAUGAAUUAGGCGCAUCUGAUGAUUGGUGUGAUAUGGGAAGAUUAGAUGGUUUUGGAGGAGGUGGAGGCUCUUCAGUUAGAGAGCUCUGUGCAAGGGCAAUGACAAUUGUAUAUGAGCAACAUUAUAAAACUAUAGGCCCUUUUGAUGGUACUGCUCACAUAACAGUUUUAUUGGAUAGGACUAAUGAUCGAGCUUUGAGGCAUCGUUUGUUACUUCUUCUAAAGGUGUUAAUGAAGGUUUUGUCAAAUGUAGAAGCUUGUGUCUUAGUCGGUGGGUGUGUAUUAGCUGUAGAUCUUCUGACAGUUUCUCAUGAAGCUUCGGAGAGGACCUCUAUUCCUUUGCAAUCGAAUUUGCUAGCUGCAACUGCUUUCAUGGAACCACUCAAGGAAUGGAUGUUCAUUGACAAGGAUGGUGAACAAGUUGGCCCAGUGGAGAAGGAUGCUAUCAGAAGGUUUUGGUCAAAGAAGACUAUUGACUGGACAACCAAGUGCUGGGCUUCUGGGAUGAUUGAGUGGAAGAGAUUGCGUGAUAUUCGUGAACUCCGUUGGGCACUGGCCAUUCGUGUUCCUGUUCUCACUUCAAAUCAGGUAGGGGAAGCUGCAUUGUCCAUAUUACAUAGCAUGGUAUCUGCACAUUCUGAUCUAGAUGACGCUGGAGAAAUUGUAACCCCAACACCAAGAGUAAAAAGGAUUUUGUCAAGUCUGCGUUGCCUUCCACAUGUUGCACAGGUUAUUCUUACUGGGGAACCAAGUAUUGUUGAGGGUGCUGCUGCUUUGCUGAAGGCCAUUGUUACAAGGAACCCAAAGGCUAUGGUGCGACUAUAUAGCACAGGUGCAUUUUAUUUUGCUCUGGCCUAUCCUGGAUCUAAUCUCCUUUCAAUUGCACAACUCUUCUCUGUGACCCAUGUCCAUCAAGCAUUCCAUGGUGGUGAAGAGGCAGCAGUUUCCUCCUCACUACCUUUGGCAAAGCGUAGUGUGUUGGGUGGGCUUCUCCCUGAAUCAUUGUUGUAUGUGCUGGAGCGCAGUGGUCCAGCAGCAUUUGCAGCAGCAAUGGUUUCUGAUUCUGAUACUCCAGAGAUUAUCUGGACACACAAAAUGCGUGCAGAACAUCUAAUUCGUCAGGUUUUGCAGCAUCUUGGUGAUUUUCCGCAGAAAUUGUCACAGCACUGCCAUUCUUUAUAUGAUUAUGCUCCUAUGCCACCGGUGACAUAUCCAGAGUUAAGAGAUGAAAUGUGGUGCCACCGAUAUUACCUUAGAAACUUGUGUGAUGAGAUUAGAUUUCCAAAUUGGCCAAUUGUUGAACAUGUAGAAUUUUUACAGUCCUUGUUGGUAAUGUGGCGUGAAGAGUUGACACGACGACCCAUGGAUCUUUCUGAAGAUGAGGCUUGCAAAAUACUAGAGAUAUCCCUGGAAGAUGUGUCUGGUGGGGAUGCAGAUAGAAGACAGUCUGCUGGGACAGAAGAGGUGAUCUCUAACGCAUCCAAGAAGAUUGAGAACAUUGAUGAAGAAAAACUUAAGCGACAAUACAGGAAACUUGCAAUGAAGUACCAUCCUGACAAAAAUCCUGAAGGGAGGGAGAAGUUUCUUGCUGUACAGAAGGCUUAUGAGCGUUUGCAGGCUAGCAUGCAAGGAUUGCAAGGUCCACAACUUUGGAGGCUAUUGCUUUUACUGAAAGGACAAUGCAUAUUGUAUAGGCGGUAUGGAGAUGUGUUGGAACCCUUCAAAUAUGCUGGUUAUCCAAUGUUGCUCAAUGCUGUAACUGUGGAUCAGGAUGACAACAAUUUUCUCUCCUCAGAUAGAGCACCCCUUCUUGUUGCUGCCUCAGAGCUCAUUUGGCUGACGUGUGCAUCUUCUUCACUGAAUGGUGAAGAGCUUGUCAGAGAUGGUGGAGUACCUCUUCUUGCAACUCUUCUUUCUCGUUGCAUGUGUGUAGUUCAGCCAACUACUCCUGCAACUGAAUCAUCUGCCAUUAUUGUUACAAAUGUGAUGCAAACAUUUUGUGUCUUAAGUCAAUUUGAGAGUGCCAGAAUUGAGAUGCUCAAGUUCGGUGGAUUGGUUGAGGACAUUGUGCAUUGUACUGAACUAGAGCUUGUGCCUGCAGCUGUUGAUGCUGCACUUCAAACUGCUGCACAUGUUUCUGUAUCAUCUGAAAUGCAGGAUGCGUUACUAAAAGCUGGUGUACUAUGGUAUCUUUUACCGUUGUUGCUUCAAUAUGACUCAACUGCAGAGGAAGCUGAAAUGACAGAGGCACAUGGUGUUGGUGCUAGUGUGCAAAUUGCUAAAAAUAUGCAUGCUGUUCGAGCAUCUCAAGCACUGUCAAAGCUCAGUGGUUUGUGUAAUGAUGAAAUUCUAACACCCUAUAAUAAGGGUGCAGCAGAUGCCAUUAGAGCUUUGCUAACUCCUAAGCUGGCCAAUAUGUUGAAAGACAAGUUACCCAAGGAUCUUUUGACUAGUUUGAACACAAAUAUAGAAUCCCCAGAGAUUAUUUGGAACUCUUCAACCCGAGCGGAACUACUGAAAUUUGUGGAUCAACAGCGUGCUAGUCAAGGUCCUGAUGGCUCGUAUGACUUGAAGGAGUCACAUGCCUUUAGAUAUCAAGCACUGUCAGAGGAACUUCAUGUUGGAAAUGUCUACCUUAGGGUAUACAAUGACCAACCUGAUUUUGAGAUAAGUGAACCGGAAGCUUUCUGUAUUGCACUCCUGGAAUUUAUAUCAGGUCUAGUGCACAAUCAAUGGGAUGCAGAUUUUGAUGUUCAGAACAAGUCUGAUCCAAGUGAUUCAGUCCCAGUCUCAUCUGAACAUCCUAAUGAUACAGUUAAUGAACAGCAUGCUCAUGAUGAUUCUUCAGUGAUCUCUGAUGUAGAAGUAACAAGGAAAAGUGAUCUUGAGCUGGCGAAGAACCUUAAAAUGGGAUUGACCUCUCUUCAGAAUUUACUGACAAGCAACCCAAAUCUGGCUUCAAUAUUUUCUAGUAAAGAACAGCUAGUACCUCUUUUUGAAUGUUUUUCUCAUGCAUCAGAAAGCAAUAUCUCUGAACUUUGCCUCCGUGUGCUUUCACUUUUGACGGCCCAUGCUCCGUGCUUGGAGGCUAUGGUGGCAGAUAGGACAAAUCUUCUAACUUUAUUACAGAUGCUGCAUUGUGCACCCACUUGUCGGGAAGGGGCUCUACAUGUUCUUUAUGCAUUGGCAGGCACCGCUGAGCUUGCUUGGGCUGCUGCCAAGCAUGGAGGUGUAGUUUACAUUCUUGAGCUUCUUUUGCCUUUGCAAGAAGAAAUUCCUCUACAACAAAGAGCAGCAGCUGCAUCCUUGUUGGGAAAACUUGUUGGACAACCAAUGCAUGGUCCUAGAGUGGCUAUAACACUAACUAGAUUUCUUCCAGAUGGUCUUGUCUCUGCUAUCAGGGAUGGACCCGGUGAGUCUGUAGUCACUGCCCUUGAGCAAACCACUGAAACACCGGAACUUGUUUGGACACCAGCAAUGGCAGCUUCUUUGUCUGCACAAAUUUCUACAAUGUCAUCAGACCUCUAUCGUGAGCAGAUGAAAGGACGUCUUAUUGAUUGGGAUGUGCCUGAGCAAGCAUCUGGGCAACAGGAAAUGAGAGAUGAACCACAGGUUGGUGGGAUUUAUGUAAGACUGUUCCUGAAAGAUCCUAAGUUUCCGUUGCGAAAUCCAAAGAGAUUCCUAGAAGGCCUAUUGGAUCAAUAUGUUUCGUCCAUUGCUGCUACACAUUAUGAUGUACAAGCUGUUGAGUCUGAGCUACCAUUGCUUCUCUCAGCUGCAUUAGUGUCUUUGUUACGAGUACACCCAGCUCUUGCUGAUCAUGUUGGGUAUCUUGGAUAUGUACCGAAACUAGUUGCUGCAAUGGCCCAUGAAGGAAGACGAGAAACGAUGGCCUCUGGGGAGACGAAGGAUGGUGAAAGAGUGGAUGAGAUUUAUGAAACUGAGGAUGGACAAAUUUCACCUAGUACACAAACCCCACAAGAACGUGUGCGACUUAGUUGCUUGCGUGUUCUACAUCAACUUGCGGCUAGUACAACUUGUGCGGAAGCUAUGGCUGCAACAAGUGUUGGGACUCCUCAGGUUGUUCCAUUGCUAAUGAAGGCAAUAGGGUGGCAAGGAGGGAGUAUACUAGCUCUUGAGACACUAAAACGUGUCGUUGUUGCAGGAAAUAGAGCUAGAGAUGCACUUGUUGCACAAGGACUGAAGGUUGGUCUUGUUGAAGUACUUCUUGGCCUUCUUGAUUGGAGGGCUGGAGGAAGGAAUGGAUUUUGCUCUGAAAUGAAGUGGAAUGAAUCUGAAGCUUCUAUCGGGCGUGUGUUGGCAAUAGAGGUCUUGCAUGCAUUUGCAACAGAAGGGGCUCAUUGUACUAAAGUUCGCGAUAUAUUAAAUGCUUCUGAUGUUUGGAGUGCAUACAAGGACCAGAAGCAUGACCUUUUCCUUCCUUCCAAUGCUCAAUCUGCUGCGGCUGGAGUUGCAGGUUUCAUUGAGAGUUCCUCAUCCAGACUCACCUAUGCGCUUACUGCCCCACCGGUUCAACCAGCUCUUGCGAGACUCCCUCCAUCAAUCACACCUGACUCAAAUGGCAAGCAUGAUCCGCUGCCACAAUAAAAGGCAUGAAGAAGGCCUUCUGCCACAACUGAGUAGCUACACGGCCUCAUUUUAUACCAUUUGUAUAGUAUACUGUACAGAUAGGGUUUUGUUUUUUGGCCCUUUGCUCUCUCUUUGUUUCCCUAUCUUUUAUAUUCUUUUACCUUUCCCUUUGGCAUUUAUAGGCUCCUCGAAUGGAAAUUUGAAAAGCAAAAGAAUGAGUUUUUUUAUUUCUUGUAAAGUGAAGGUUUUGUGUAUUAUAUGCGUCGACUGCUCUAAAUAAGUGAGGUGGUUUUGGGUGAAGUAAUGAGACUGCCAAGUUUUCCUCAUGAACGGCUUCAUUUUAUGCA